Molecule: messenger RNA, 1971 nt
Organism: Laccaria bicolor S238N-H82
Lineage: Eukaryota; Fungi; Basidiomycota; Agaricomycetes; Agaricales; Hydnangiaceae
Exons: 8
Coding region: 1-1971 (656 amino acids)
Source: RefSeq, a predicted model, not a curated record
AUGUGCCUCAAAACAUCGUUGGUGUGCCUCUGGUUUUGUAUUUCAUUUCUGUGCCAUUCAUCUGUAAUCACCUCUCUCUCGCAUCCUGCUACCCACUCGUGUAUUAUCAAUUGGACUCUGUUUGGAUUACUAGCUAUGGUGUCUACUUCUCCAACUUCGAAACCGUACUAUAAGGAAUACACGCAUGAAGGAGAUCACGAAUUCUGCACGACGGACGCUUAUUGCUGGAAUGUAUUGGAUCGUCAGGUUCGGAUGAGGGAGGUUAUGAGUGAGGCCGGCAUCAACACAUUCAUUGAACAUCCCGACAAAGGCGACCCCCCAUCCUGGUGGGUCAUUACUACUCCGAACGCAGGCUACAUCCUGACUGCUCCCAUUGGCAUUCGUCAUAUUCAAGCGAAGGUGGAUGGCCACUUUGGACUGGAUGACCGCACCCUCCACCCACAGAUGUACAUCAAAAGUUCUGAGUAUAUCUGCUGCAUCCCCAUAUGCGAUCAGUCUCGCCACAUGUUGUGGUGGACACCCAAUCCCGAAGAUUGCCCUAUCAUUCCCAAUUCACCUUUCUCAGUCACUAUUCAUGUACUCAAGCCGGAACUGUUGAACGGGUACAAGGAUCUCUGCAACAAAUAUGUUGGUCUGAUUGGAAAAUGUGAGGGACGCGACUGCUCCCCUCUUGCGGGUCUUUUGGUCACUGCGAUGUGUCAAGCUCUCAAUAGGCUUCGUUCAUUUGGGAUGACCUACAAGGAGAUAUUGCUGGCCAUCGCAGAGUUCCAAAGAGCAGUCCUUGACAUACACGCAUGGAUCAAUUUUGUCGACGUUUAUCAACCACGUCUUUUUCCCAGUCCCAAUGGCGUGGUCAAGUACGAGGCCAAUCAGAAAUUGAUGGGAGCAUUUACGGAAAAGGUCCAGGUCGCUCAACAACUCCAAGCGAUGGGAAUCCCUGUGUGGUUAAUCCGCCCUUCAUUCCAUAUCCUCCCAACCAUGAAUGUCAACUUCUCAACCCCCCAGCUACAUUGUGAUAAGAUUGUUCUGCACCAUUUCAAGGAUGGGCAGGGCAAUUUAGAUCCAUACCCUGUUCUGGCGACUGGUCCGCCAUUGACCGAACUUUACAGGUGGACCCAAUGUAUAGGCUGUGCGAUCAUGGAUCUUCAAGACGUCACUGCAAUCGAUCGACAGGAUUUUAUCAAAGGAAAUGCCAGUAUUGGAGGAGUUCGAGAUGCAUAUUCUAUUCCUGUACCCUCUGCUCCCGCGUUGUCGUCCGCGGGGAAAGUUGGCCCAUCUGCUUAUCUCUUACCAUCCAGUGGCAGCCAACAACCCUCAUCAUCCUCAAAAGGUGGGGCUCGCUAUUCUAACCUUAGCAUGGGACAACAAACCUCAUCAUCAUCGAAAGUUCUGCUCUCGGUGGCCUCUCAGCAGCUGUCCCAACACCCCUCAGUACCUUCCAUCCAACCGGCCAUGCCCAACCCAACACAUCAUGGUGGUCCUGGACCUUCGAAGCGUCCUCACAUAGCUGAGGCAAAUGUUGCUGAUGUUGACUCUCCCUUCAUGCCUGUCCCCAUUCUCACGUGGGCCAACACUUUAUGCAACUUGGAUACCAAUUGUCGUCAUUUGAGAUGCCAGCCGGGAGAUGUGGGCAUUGGAUACAAAUACCCUAAACCCGAUAUCUUCUUGAACUCCAAGAAUCGCGCUUUGUACACCACUACUUGGCUGGCAGUCUGGGCUCAUCAUGCAUACAUGCUGGCAACAGGAACAAAGUUACUGCCACCUAUCACUGCCCAGCAAUGGCGGAAUUUCCUCAUGAGAAUCAUUCCCUUCCCAGAUGCUGAUGACAUCGAUCAUGCAGUGGAUCUUGAUGAUACUACUUCCGUAUCGUUGCCUCCCCAGCCUGUCAUGAAAGGGAAACAGAGAAAGCUGGGCACAACACAGGAGCUUGAGCAGGCGUUAACCCCAGAGGUUAUGCAGGAGAUUCUCUGA